Clarias gariepinus (North African catfish) is the source of this 1291-nucleotide messenger RNA. RefSeq names its product SPO11 initiator of meiotic double stranded breaks (gene spo11). The record is from RefSeq and is a predicted model, not a curated record. Gene Ontology annotation, biological process: meiotic DNA double-strand break processing; meiotic DNA double-strand break formation; reciprocal meiotic recombination. The transcript has 14 exons. Bases 117 to 1271 code for a protein of 384 amino acids. Gene Ontology annotation, molecular function: DNA topoisomerase type II (double strand cut, ATP-hydrolyzing) activity; DNA binding; ATP binding. Lineage: Eukaryota; Metazoa; Chordata; Actinopteri; Siluriformes; Clariidae. Gene Ontology annotation, cellular component: nuclear chromosome.
AGUCAUUUUUGCCAAGGAUUGAGACACAACACUUGCGACAGCUGCCGCUCACAAAAAACGCUUGUUAAACCGGAAGUUAAACCGCAAAAUCUUGUGAAACUAGGCAACUGAGAGACAUGUCUAAGCAAUUUUUCGAGAUAGACAUACUGCGAGCUGAGCUCUUGCAAAAUCUCGAAGAUGGGAAAACCAUGACCAACUGCUUCAGUGAUAUCGCAAGGCUAGAAGUUGUGUCACGCAUAGAAGACGUUACCGAAAAGGUAGUUAGCGGUUUGUCGAAAGAAGAAGCACCGGUCUUGAUCUUAAAAAGUCGUUCUCGGUGGUCCGACGUGAGAUUUGACAAAUCUGUUGGUCUGCUUAUGACCACAGAUGGCACUGUAUCAAGACUGCGAAGUGACUGCCCUUCAACCAUAAUGAAGUUUGCACUAAUGUUGAAGGCCCUGUCAACAAUUUACAAACUUGUCCAAAGUGAUUCAUAUGUAACCAAAAGGGAUAUCUAUUAUGAUGACCCACAGCUUUUUGGAUCACAGAAGAUUUUGGAUGUCAUUGUUGAUGAUAUAUCAUGCCUACUCAGAGUUCCUCGGAGGAGCCUUCAUGUGUGUGCCACUACUAAAGGAUUAAUCUUUGGUGAUUUGUGCUACUUGGAGGAGGAUGGAACAAGGGUAGACUGUAGUUCCACUGUAGUGCCUAUAUCCUCUAGUGUCAAUGGGGUCAUGAAUAUUGUGUCAUCUGCAAAAUUUGUUUUAGUCAUUGAAAAGGAUGCAACUUUCCAAAGACUUAUCGAUGAUGACUUUUGCACUCAAUUCAAUCCAUGCAUCAUCAUAACAGGAAAAGGUGUACCAGAUGUCAACAGCAGGCUAAUGGUGAAAAAACUAUGGGAGACCCUGCACAUCCCUGUGUUUGCCUUGGUAGAUGCUGACCCACACGGGAUUGAAAUCAUGUGCAUCUAUAAGUAUGGAUCAAUUUCAAUGGCAUUUGAAGCUCCCACUCUGACUGUCUCUUCGAUGCUUUGGCUGGGCCUGUUGCCUUCAGACAUUGAGAGCCUUGGGGUGCCAAAAGAUGCUCUAAUUCCAUUAACAGAAGCAGAUGAAAGGAAGCUCAAACAUUUAAAGCAAAGACCAUAUAUUUCUUUUCAUCCUGGAUGGGAGAGAGAGAUGGAGCUCAUGCUAAGAUGGAAGCAGAAAGCUGAGAUCCAGUCACUUGUCUCCAUUUCUCCUCAUUUUCUCACUCGGGUGUACCUACAAAAUAAGUUGUCUUAUGGAGGCUGGAUAUGAGACCACACACUCUAACAGAC